Messenger RNA from Brenthis ino (lesser marbled fritillary), 1404 nucleotides. Lineage: Eukaryota; Metazoa; Arthropoda; Insecta; Lepidoptera; Nymphalidae. The record is from the annotation of a GenBank genome assembly.
AUGCAGAACAGUGAAGUUGAAUUGCCAUUACCAAAAAGAUCUAUUGCAACUACAAUAGAAUUGCCAUUAUUUAUAAAUAUGGUAGCCGUAUCAUUAACAGGUCCUGUAGUAAGUAACAUAAUCUUGUAUCGUACGUGUGUACACUCCCUAAAUUACACACAGGAUAAAUGUAGGCCGUAUCUUUCCCCUAUUAAAAGUAAUGACACAAUAAAUAUAGAAGAAGAAGUACAAAAAUACUCUACUAAUGUGUGGACUGUUAAAGUAGUAAUAGAAUAUUUAUUUCCUGCUCUACUGUCGCUGUUCUUAGGGGUAUGGUCUGAUACAUAUGGCAGGAAGCCUUUGAUAGUAUGGCCGUUAUUAGGUAUGUCACUGACGGGAAUUUUGAUAGUAGUUUACAGCGUGAUGGAUAAUUUAGGGCCUUGGUGGUACAUCCUCACAUCAGUGCCAUUUUCUGUUACCGGUGGUUACGUGAUUCUUUACUCUGGCGCGUAUUGUUUUGUCAGUGACACCAGCUCAUCCGAUAGUACAACCAUUCGAAUGACGAUGGUCGAUGCAACUACAUCACUGGGGAGCGUUGUGGGAACCAUGCUCAGUACUUAUCUCAUAUUGACGAUUGGAAAUACAUAUUUACUUUUAAUAACAGCUGCGCUCAAUGUGAUAGCGUACGCUUUUACAAAUAUAUGGAUUAUGGAGUCGUUAACAGGGGCGUUACAGAAUGGAGUAUCACGAAUCUUCGACUGUUUACUUGUAAAGGAAAUGUUUGGCGAAUGUUUCAAAGAGCGCCCAAAUCACGGAAGGGCACAAAUUAUUCUAUUGUGUUUCAUUAGAUUGCUAUUAGUUAUGAUUUUAUUUGGGACAGUCUCCCUAGAAUAUUUGUAUACGAGGCAAAAAUUGCACUGGUCUUUAAGAGAUUAUACGGAAUAUUCAGCGACCAGUACCAUUGUCGGCUUGGCCGGUGGAUUUUUUGGAGCGAUCGUAUUACAAAAGUGUCUUAAUAUAGGGGAUAUUACAUUCGCUACCAUAGCCAUAAUAACGUCGACUGUUGAUAGCCUAAUGAAGCUCUUUGCUGUAGAAAAGUGGCAAAUGUACCUAGGCUCCAGUAUAUCGAUGUUUAGAGGCCUUCACGGCCCUUUGAUAAGGUCGUUUUUAAAAAAAACACUUCCACUAGAGGAUAUAUCCAAAGUGUUCUUCUUAGUAUGCAUGGUAGAGAGCAUCGGCCCACUGGUAGCUCCUGUGCUAUUUAACUCGGUCUACGCCAUGACUUUAGCGAUUUUCCCUGGGGCUAUAUAUGUAUUGAGUACUGUCAUGUUCGCAUCGUGCUUGGUUAUGUUAGGAUUUGUGCAGUAUUAUAGCAGGAAUAGAGAGUCGGUAAACUAUCUGCCAAUCGACAAUUCUACCGAUACU